GACAAAGGCCUACCGUCCCACUUUCUGCGCCUCGGCACUUACAAUAUUUUUGUUUGGGGUCGGGAUUAGUCACUGUGGAAUUGACUCAACUCGCCCGCACCAACUAUGAAAACCGCAUAAUCCGCAAUUAACCAGAAACGAACUGCAAGUGCACAGCUGCGGAUAGAACGCAGCAGCAUCCAGUGAAAAUAACAAAACACAAAGAGUAUCCAUUCCCCAUUGGGCGAGUGAGUAGAGUGAACUUCCAAUUUGACUGCAUUUGCUAAUUUGCCGUAUGCCAGUGCACGCUGUGAUGGCCAAGCGCCUGCUGCCCCACCAACCGUCGUUCGAGGGGGAUGCCCCCGGCCCAGAUGAACUGGACAGUCCAGCCAUUGAGGCGGCGGCCCUCGACAUUCCACCGCCGGAGGCUGAUAAGGCGCUGCAAAAAGGAGUCUGGGAGCGACCCUCAAGCUCUGAAACCUUCAAACCCCUCACCGAUGGCAGCACCGUCCUCCGCUUCGAUAUUCUGCUGGCUCACAUCAUGCCUCCCGAUGGCGAGGAUGUCAAGAUCAAGCGUUUUGUGGUGUAUGAGCUGACUGUGAGCCAGGAUGGUGCCACUGCGGAUACUCAGCCGGCAAAGAUCGAGCGUCGGUACACGGACUUUCGGGAGCUUUAUAUGGGUCUGAAGCGUCAAUAUCCCGCGGAGCUGGCCAACAAGUAUUUCCCAGCCAAGGUACUGAUGGGGAACUUUAAGUCGGAGCUCAUUGGCGAACGCAGUGCCGCCUUCGAGGCCUUUCUCACCUAUGUGGCCAGUCAGACGAAGCUCCGGGAUUCGGAGGAGUUCCUACGUUUCCUGCAGCACGAUGAGCUGUCCAGGGCAUGCCAGUUCCUGGACGAGCGACGCAAUGAGAAUGCCAUACCAAUUCUGGAGAAUUGCUUUCGAUUGCUAAACAAGAUCUAUAUGAAUCGUUCGCGACCGGUACUUUUGAUACUCUGCCGACUGGUGGCAGCCUGCACUUCAUCUCCGGUGCCCCAUCAUGCUGCCGAGAGAUGGGCUCUAGUGGCACUAAGUCGCUUCGAGACUCUGUGCGAUAUUGAUCUGCUGCCGCUCUAUAUUCCUCUGCUUCAUACCUGCGCACAUCUAUGGUGGCAGCGUGGCCAGGACCAAAAGCCCAUCACCGAUCGGCUGACUGAUAUGUCCAAGCAGGGCAUUAACAUUGCAAACACGGAGAGUCUUAUGCAGGCUAUUCACAAGAUCGAUCCAAGGACCGAAACCAUUUAAAUGGGAAUCUCCACCAGAAAAUAUUAACCAUUAGUUUAUCUUUUUGUUUCUGUAGUUUGUAGCCGCUAAGCGUAAAGUGCAAUUAUAGAACAUGUGCAAUUAAUAUUAAGGGUAACAGGAAUAUUUAACCACAUAUAUGUUAUCCAAAGUAGUUCAUUUUUGUUUACUAGCACCCAAAAUAUUUAUAAAAUUCAGAAAGGAAUAAAAAAACAGUUCCAAAAAUUAAAAGAAACACAGCCAAAACAUAUAUCAGCUUUGUAGCAAAAACGAAACAAAGAUAUUUAUACUCAAUAUUUCAAAAUUCCGACUGUGAUGUACAAAUUACCAAUAGAAAAUAGUAGUGAUUAUUGUUUGCAAUUAAAUGUGUAGUCCCUGAUAAUUGUCAUUUUAAACUCACUUACAAAAUUGGUUUGUUUUCCAUAUUUAAUAAUCAGAGCUAGUAAAUAAUAAUUGACCGUUUUAUAUUUGUAAAGCAAUAGCUUAGUUAAUGUCUUUUGAUGUUCAGUAUUCCUAUAAUUUCCUAUUUCCGAAAAAAACAAACUACUUUGGUAACUUAAAGGUUUAUCUUCACAUGUUUGGUUUACAAUACGUAUUGUUUUUUGGUAUUAUAUAUUAUUCAUUUGAUUAGUACCCAGAGGGGAGUUGUGGCAAAAAUAUAGCCCCCCUAGAAAUUGAAUCACAAAUGUAUUACCACAAAAUAUCAUGACGCACUGUCUGAAUAUAUACAAGAACACAAUUCCAUAUCAGCCUGAAAAAACAACUCCCCCUGUUAUUUAUUAUUACAGCCAAAUGCCUUGUGAUUGUUUCUCUCAAUGAAUAAAUAUUAUACUCAACAUGUUUUUGCAGAAUAUACACACAGA
This is a messenger RNA of Drosophila serrata, 2121 nucleotides long. It is a transcript of the gene Snx21, whose product is annotated as Sorting nexin 21. Gene Ontology annotation, biological process: protein transport. NCBI's taxonomy places the organism in Eukaryota, Metazoa, Arthropoda, Insecta, Diptera, Drosophilidae. Gene Ontology annotation, molecular function: phosphatidylinositol phosphate binding. The record is from RefSeq and is a predicted model, not a curated record. Gene Ontology annotation, cellular component: early endosome membrane.